Molecule: messenger RNA, 360 nt
Organism: Eurypyga helias (sunbittern)
Lineage: Eukaryota; Metazoa; Chordata; Aves; Eurypygiformes; Eurypygidae
Product: glutaredoxin-2, mitochondrial-like
Exons: 3
Coding region: 1-360 (119 amino acids)
Source: RefSeq, a predicted model, not a curated record
AUGGGGAAUAGCCUGCCUCCUCCCGCAGGACUGUCCAGUGAUGCCGCUGUGAACCAAAUACAGGAGAUUAUUUCAGACAAUUGUGUGGUGAUUUUCUCUAAAACAACAUGCUUCUACUGCAAAAUGGCAAAAAAACUCUUUGAGGAUAUGAAUGUAAACUAUACAGCUGUGGAACUGGACAUGGAUACAAAUGGAAGUCAGUUCCAAGACAUUCUUGAACGGAUGACCGGUGGCAGAACAGUCCCAAGAGUGUUUGUCAAUGGGACUUUUGUUGGAGGUGCUACAGAUACUCAAAGGCUUCAUGAGGAAGGCAAACUGCUUCCAUUAUUGCAUCAGUGUCAAGCGAAAAGAAAAACCUGA